Messenger RNA from Callorhinchus milii (elephant shark), 1440 nucleotides. RefSeq names its product translational activator of cytochrome c oxidase 1. NCBI's taxonomy places the organism in Eukaryota, Metazoa, Chordata, Chondrichthyes, Chimaeriformes, Callorhinchidae. The transcript is spliced from 6 exons. Gene Ontology annotation, cellular component: mitochondrion. The record is from RefSeq and is a predicted model, not a curated record. Bases 29 to 970 code for a protein of 313 amino acids.
GCGGGCGGACGGAGCUGCAGGUUGCGGGAUGGCUGUCGCCGGGGCAGUCCGAAGCGCUGGCUCGUGGAACAGGAGCCGCCUCCUGCCCUGGUUGCGGAGUCGCGCGGAGCUGACGGGCUGGCCCGGAGCCGCGGUGCCAGCGUCGGCGAACGGCCCGGCUCUCCCGGCCGGGGCCCGGCUCCCCCCUCGCUGCCCGCAGGGCGCCGGCGUCCACACGUCCGCGGCUCGCUGGGCAGGUCACAACAAGUGGUCGAAAGUCAAGCACAUUAAAGGACCAAAAGAUGCGGAAAAGAGUACAAUGUUUGCCAAGUUUGCAGCUAUGAUCAGAUACGCCGUGAAAGAGGGAGGCUCCAACCCCGAAGGUAACACUCAGCUGGCAAACCUCAUAGAGCAGUGCCGAGCUAAGAACAUGCCCAAAAUGUCCAUCGAAGCUGCCAUCAAAGGCGCAGAGAAAGGAAAAGCCACAUCUUAUUGCCUGUAUGAAGCCAGAGGCCCCGGAGGAUCAUUUUUACUCAUUGAACUUCUCACAGACAACAACACCCGGUCCCAUCAGGAACUAAAGAGCAUCAUGAAUAAAAAUGGGGGGUUGCUGAGUGACGGAGCACGGCAUUGCUUCGAGAGGAAAGGAGUGGUGACUGUCAACGGUCUGGAUAAGGACAACUGUGAGAUUGAGCUGGAGCAGGCUCUCGAGUUGGCAAUCGAAGCUGGGGCAGAAGACAUUCAGCAUUCUGUGGAUGAAGAGGACAAGGUGAUCCUUAAGUUCAUCUCUGAUCUAGCCUCUCUGCGGGAGGUGCGGGAGAGGUUGAGUGCGAUGGGACUGCUGACGCUCUCUGCCGGUCCCGAAUUCAUCGCUACUAGGAUUGUCCAGCUGGCUGACGCUGAUCUGGAAACAGCGUUUAAGUUAAUUCAAGUGCUGAACAGCAAUAACUCUGUGGUUAGAGUGUACGACAACAUUGAGUCACAGAGCUGACAUCGCUGUGGGACAGAGACACAGAGAGAGAGAGAGAGAGAGCCUGGCGGGCUAGCUGGACUUUGUGGAGAAUUAUCUGCUAUCGGAGAGGAUGUAUACCAUGCAAGUAAGUCUGCCGAACUCGGAUGAAACUGGCAGAAGUCAUUCACCAACCAAAAGGUCUGGUUGGGAUUAAGUGAGCUGUGUCAAUACAUUUUAUUGCUGCCCCCCAUCUCAGCCAAAUCAUAAAAUCAUGAACUGUGAUCAUUUGAGCGAUUCCUGGAUCUUCAGAAAUGCACUGCUCGAAACCAACUGUAAAAUAUAACCUGAACACCUCCACCCUCCCUGUGUGUGAUCAUUGUGGUUGGUAGAUAAAGUUAUAAUAUUUCACGUACAUGGUUGACAUCUCAAAUUAUGUAAGAACAUCAGAUGAAAGCUGACUUGGGGAAUAGUACAUAUUAUAGUACAAAUAAAACAAUUUUUCCCUUAAA